Molecule: messenger RNA, 3928 nt
Organism: Myodes glareolus (Bank vole)
Lineage: Eukaryota; Metazoa; Chordata; Mammalia; Rodentia; Cricetidae
Gene: Cx3cr1
Product: C-X3-C motif chemokine receptor 1
Biological process (GO): G protein-coupled receptor signaling pathway; cell adhesion; calcium-mediated signaling
Cellular component (GO): external side of plasma membrane; membrane
Molecular function (GO): C-X3-C chemokine receptor activity; C-C chemokine receptor activity; C-C chemokine binding
Source: RefSeq, a predicted model, not a curated record
AAUGUGAAAUCCCCAAAGAAUUAAUAAAAAUAAAAAACAAAACUCAGGAGCUGAAGUGGAGCAGAGUGAGGGCAAGGAGCUGACCUGGGUAGCCCCCGAUGUAGCUGCUGGGGCAUAGGGAAAGGGCCAAUGUCUGAGAGCCUGUAAGGAGCCCCUACCUCUCUCUCUGUGAUCCCUUGGCCUCUGCAGGGGAAGGCGAGCAAACAGGGAGGCCAGGAGGAAACAGAAAAGGGACUAGGGAGUGGACUUUCUCAACCGUGAACCGGGGAGAGCUACUGACAUUUUCAGUGUGAUGUUCCUGCCUCAGUGGACAGAACAGCCUCCUAAGAACCUCCCGUGAUGUGUGCCCCUCAGCAGGCACAGGCAGGCAGCAGGGACGGAGACCAUGCAGAUGAAAGACAGCAAGGACACUGAGCCUGCACCCCAGUGCUGCCCAGUGGGCACCAGAUGCUUUCGAAGAUGGAUGGAAAGAUGCGGGGCUUUCACAGAUUGCCUGAGACCCCUCCUAACGAGGCCUGACUUGUGUUCUGCGGGCCUCUGGGGCUGCAGACUCUCAUCUCGCUGGGGGCCAUGUGACACAGUCGCCAGCCACCACCAGGUCUGCCCCAGGCAGCAGUCCCUGAGACUUGAAAUGCAGGCUCCCUUGUGAUCAGCUGGGCUCCAGCCUGGAGCUUCUGUGCGUGCUUGCCACAGCAUCUCAAGACAGGAAGCCAGAUGCUAUUGGCUAACUUCGCAAAUAAAGAUGCCCUCAGAGAGAGGGAAGUGUUGGUGUCUGGUGGAGUUUGUGUGGGACUGGCGGACUGACUGGCACUUGAUUCCCAUCUGCCCAGGCCCUCACCAUGCCCACCAUCUUCCCGGAACUGGAUCUGGAGAACUUUGAGUACGAUGAAUCUGCCGAGGCCUGCUACGUGGGCGACAUUGUGGCCUUCGGGACCGUCUUCCUGUCCGUCUUCUACUCCCUCGUCUUUGCCUUCGGUCUGGUGGGAAAUCUGUUGGUGGUCCUCGCCCUCACCCACAGCCGGAAGCCCAAGAGCAUCACCGACAUCUACCUCCUGAACCUGGCCUUGAGUGACCUGCUCUUUGUGGCCACCUUGCCCUUCUGGACUCACUACCUGGUCAGCGAGGAAGGCUUCCACAACGCCGUGUGCAAGCUCACCACUGCCUUCUUCUUCAUCGGCUUCUUCGGGGGUAUAUUCUUCAUCACCGUCAUCAGCAUCGACAGGUACCUGGCCAUUGUCCUGGCCGCCAACUCCAUGAACAACCGAACGGUGCAGCAUGGGGUCACCAUCAGUCUGGGCGUCUGGGCGGCGGCCAUCUUGGUGGCAGCACCCCAGUUCAUGUUCACGAAGAGAAAGGAAAACGAAUGUCUGGGUGACUACCCCCAAGUCCUCCAGGAAAUCUGGCCCGUGCUCCGCAACUCGGAAGCAAAUAUCCUGGGCUUCGUGCUGCCCCUGCUCGUCAUGAGCUUCUGCUACUUCCGAAUCCUCCAGACUCUAUUUUCCUGCAAGAAUCAGAAGAAGGCCAGGGCCAUCAGACUCAUCCUCCUCGUGGUGGUGGUCUUCUUCCUCUUCUGGACACCCUACAACAUCGUGAUCUUCAUGGAGACUCUCAGAUUCUACAACUUCUUCCCCAGCUGUGACACCAAGAGGGACCUGAGGCUGGCCCUCAGUGUGACGGAGACAGUGGCGUUCAGCCACUGCUGUCUCAACCCCCUCAUCUACGCCUUUGCUGGGGAAAAGUUCAGGAGAUACCUUGGACACCUGUACAGGAAGUGCCUGGCUGUCCUUUGCUGCCGUCCUGUCCACGUCAGCUUCACGCCGGAAUCCCAGCGGAGCAGGCAGGAGAGCAUCCUGAGCAGCUUCACUCAUUACACAAGCGACGGAGAGGGCUCUCUCCUGCUCUGAAAGGCCCUGGACUCCUCUGCGAGCCCAGACUUCUCGACUCUGACUCCGGAUAAUGAGGACAGCCUUUUAUUUUUCCCGCUGUGUCCUGUGUGCAAGAAACAUGGACUCGAUGCCUACAAAACAACCCCACAGUGGUUUUGAAAAUUUUCUGUUCAAUUCAUGAACAAUACGCAUAUUGCUGACUGUAAAUGCUGAACAUCGGGGCUUACGUGUGACAAAGCUUCUAACCCGAUUGGAAAAGUCACAAAGGGGUUGCGAGGGUCAUUCUAGUGAUCAUGUUGAGGAGAGGCUGAUUAAAUCCUCAGACUGAGAGGAAAAAAGCUUUGAAUCCAGCUAGAACGUCCCCUCUCUGACCUUCAGAUCUCUGAGUACUGACAGGUCCUCCAGGCACACAUUCCAUAACUUCAGCAGCAGAGAAGGUCCUGCUCUCUCUCUGAUUUCAAGGUCAGCAUUCCCAGGGAAGGAGUUCCAUUGGCCAAGUUGUAUCGCGUGCCCAUCCCUUGAUUCCUCUUGAGGAAGAGACCUGGUCAGUCGUCCUCACCAACUUAGACCUUGAAACCCUAUAUGGUCAAGUUUAGCAGAACCGCCAUAUAUGGGCUGCCUGUGCAUGCUUCAGCAUUACCAGGGCAUACAUUUCAUUCAUUCAUUCAUUCAUUGAAAUAGAACUGAUCUAAGAUAUUAUUGGAAUCUGAAGGUUAGAGGUUGAGGAAGAUAUAUUUCUAAAAAACUGGAGGGUGGGAACUACCCUGAUAAGACAGAAUAAAAAUUGCUCAUCUGCUUUGCCACAGAACAGACUGACUCAGGCUCUCCCCUCAGCAACCAGCCUGUGUCUACUGCCAGCUUCUUCAUUAAGCCCAUCUUGAGAAUGUCCUGGAAAUUCCAAGGACUCCCACUGACCACUACAUCAAACGUAAACUCAAGGGCCUGGCCUCUGAGAUCAGGUACAUAAGAUGCAGUUCUAAAAAUAGACUCUACAUUGCCUCCUCCACCUUCCCAAAGGACGCCACCCACGCUGCUGCCAGGUCCCUUCCGUUUGUCGUUGCCCAUAUCCCUCCACUUCUCUCAGCAUCCCCCCACCGGGAGGAAGGGGAAGAUAGAAAGAAUCUCACCCCAGAGUGAAGGGAUGGAUUUAUAUCCCAGCUCUGUCGCUUGUAAUUGGGGAGACCAGAACCAACAGAACUUCAGCCCCCUCGCCUAUAGAAAGGGGACGGUGGUGGCCUCAUCUAUUCUAGCAUGGCAAAUCAGCCAGGAAUUUAGCUUUCCCUGUGCCUGGCACUGUUGAGCUGCCUCUGAGUGACAGCGCAGAUGGAGUGGGAGGAGCCUGCAGGACAUAGCCAGACAAGAGACCCCCAUUCCUACAGUGAUGCUCAGCAGCACCUAGACCUACAGACCCCUAACCAUCUCCCUGCUGCCAAUCAAGAGCCAGGUUGUGACAGCAGUUUACUUUCUGCCCUCAACCCGAAAGCAUCAUGUGAUCUAACCACGGGAGGCCCUCACAGUUGCACUCACUGACUGGAGCCUCCUUUAUAGUCCGAUAUUGAGAAUUCUGGGACGGCACAGUUCUGUAACUUGCUUUCUAAAAAACACUGGGUCCCAAAUUGCUCUCCAUUCCUGUGUAGCACUGUAAUAACCAUUUUAGAAGUCUCCCCCAGAUGGUGGCACUGAGGAAGUUGUGGCAUGUGGCUCACUGUGGCGCGUCUGACAUCUCCUUGGCAAUCUGCGUGUUUGUUCCAAGGGUGGCAGACGGAGUCACAGCCCUCACAGGCACAUCCAGCAUUUUGACAUUGCAACACGAUGCUGUCUUCUACAGCGAUCACAACUGAGAACCUCAAAAUUUAGUUACCAAAGUGGGGAAACAGGAAAGAUGGCUCAGUGGUUAAGAGCACUGGCUGCUAUUCCAGAGGACUGGGGUUCAAUUUCCGGAACCCACAUAGUGUCUAACAAUGAUCUUUAGCUCCAGUUCCAGGUGAUCCCACAGCCUCUCCUGGUUUCUGAGAACACCAGGCAAACACAUGGUGGACAGA